AAUUAUAUGUAUAGUUAUCAAAAGUAUAAUCAGGUCAUUGAAGUUUAUCAUGAUCCAGACAACUUGUUAUCGGACUUUUAUCAUGUCGACUCGAUACGGGAUGAUUUACUUACGAGGAAGACUAAAAGCCAUUCUACAAUUGCGUAAACGUACGUGUGGUUGUUAGCUGUUGUACAGUGUUGAAAAACACAGUUUUAAACUAGCAUUUCCGAUUGUAAAGCCUGUUGUAAAACAUGGCUGAACUUCAUCUUUCAGGACUACAACGAUAUAGAACGUAAUGGCUAACCAAUCAGAAUUCUGUCACGUGUCCAUACCGCUCUCAUCAAACGCUAAACUGUACUCUGAUUCGUUAUUAUUCACUUCAAUUACGAUGUAUCUUACUCUAUUGUAUAUUACUUUGUUGUACAACACUUACUACUACUUCUACUCCUACAACCCUACAACUACGUUUACGCAAUUGUAAAAUUGCAAUUUUUAUAAAUAUUUGUGUACACAUGAAAACUCCAAAGAGAUAUGUACAUACAUGUCUACCCUUUUUCUCUUCUACUCUUUACUUUCCCCAACUCCCACCCUCUCUUCUUGAAAAAUUCUAUCCUGCCUCUCUCCCACUUCGAUAAACCAUUUUGUCUUUAAGCAUUAUUGUAUUAAAUAAUUUUUAUAACUGUCUUGGCACUACAAUGCAAUCAAUUUAAAACAAAAUUUAUGCUUGCACAUAAAUUCUGAGUUUCUUUCAAUUGCCAUAAGGUUUUUCUAGAAAAUCAUCUACAAUAGGUUGAAAAGUAAACCGAACGAUGUUUGCAAACACAGCUGUGUUCAGGAUUUGCAGAGGGAGCAGUAUGGUUACUAAAUUUCUGUGGAAGUCAACCAAGAUUCUGCAAACCCACAGAACAGUCUGUAUUUCUGCGCGAGAUAAAUUCUACUCCAGCAACAUUGAUCAAGCUGCGAACAAGUUGGCAGUGAGUCAAAAGACGGACUGGAAUAAAACUAUAUCGGAAGCAGAGAAAAUCGUUGGGUAUUCGACCUUAAAAUUAAGACAGUUAAGGAGCGACGAGAUUGCGUUGCAAUUGACGAAGCUGGUUGGAUCCAAUCAUCCCUUAUUGAAGACAGCCAAGAAUAUUAUUUACAAUGGACAUAACACGCAGGUAUUUAGUGUUAUCUUGCUGUUAAUUUCCAAAGCUGCCGGCCACUUGAAUGUAAAACCGAUAGAAGAGGACAAAGCUACAGGGGUAUUACAAAGUCAAAAGACAUUGGUAGAUAUUACAGAGAUGAUACGCACUAGCAAUUUGAUACACAGAGGAAUAGUGAACCUAAAUACAGAUAUAGGGUCUUUGGAAUCAUCAGAAUUGGACAAUAUAACUUCGAGUAAUAAAAUAGCAUUGCUACUUGGUGAUUACUUACUGAGCUACAGUUCCAGUAAAUUAGUAGCUCUGAAAAAUCAGGAUCUUGUGUUAUUAAUAUCGUCCGCAUUUAGAGAUAUGUGCCAAGUAGAAUUUGUAGCACGCAGGGACGAUCAAAACUUUCCCAUACCAGUAAUACCACCUAAAGAUCGUACAGGCUACGCACUGAAGGAGUGGACGUUGUUAAACACUUACGCUGGAUCGUUGCUUGCGAAAAGUUGCCAAAGUACAUUAAAAAUUGCUGGUCACAGCAAAGAAAUAGAGGAGAAAGGUUACGAGUUUGGUAAACAUUUAGCUUUAGCUUGGCAGGCGUCCUUGGACCUGGGCUUGUUUAUUAAUAAAGAUAAGGAAAUUGUACAUAAUUUGUGCGCGGCUCCAAUUAUGUUCCACGUUGAACAUGACCCAUCAAUUUUGAUAGAGCUCGAUAAAGGAUUAAAAUCAGUUGAGAACGUCGACUAUUUAAAGGUGCUUGAAAUUGUCACAGCUGGUCCAGGCAUUGGAUUAACUAAAGAGCUCGUGAAGGAACACUCGCAAAAAGCAAUGGAAAUCUUAAAUGUGUUUAAGGAAAGUGAUGCCAGAAAGGCACUAUCCAAUAUUAUUGUUGCCAUAGGUGACGUUUAACAAAUAAUAUACUUUUUAUUAUUUACUUAUAAGUAAACAAUUUUAGAGUUAUAUAUAUAUAUACAUAUAUAUGAAUAAACAUCAGCAUUCUCAGUUGAUAUUCAAUAUGGAGUUGGUUGUGACAUGUCACAUCUAACCCCGACUAUUUGUAACUUUUAACCCCAACCCAAAAUCGAACAUUCAAUAUGCAAUGAAAAAAAUUUACUGAAUCCUUGGCAUAUUUACUUUAUUUUAGCACAAAUGGGAAUCCUCAAGGUUCAUAUAUAAUACAAAUAUAUUGCUAUAAUACUAAUGAUAACAGCGGGAGACCAAAAUUACAAAGAAAAAGAAGAAUUACUAACCUGCUGUUUUCGCCUGCUACGUGCACUAUGCAUAAGUUAACACUACUAGCGCCACUAGCAGGUGUGGCGUGACAGCUGACGUUCCGUCAAAUAUUUUCUCUUUGUGGCAUUGCUGUACCAUAGGUUUUUCAUUACUUUUAAAGACUGUAACUUUUUACCCCUGUAACAUCCAACCCCGGUCUCCCCUACUCCC
Messenger RNA from Vollenhovia emeryi, 2552 nucleotides. Its product is annotated as decaprenyl-diphosphate synthase subunit 2-like. NCBI's taxonomy places the organism in Eukaryota, Metazoa, Arthropoda, Insecta, Hymenoptera, Formicidae. The transcript has 6 exons. The coding region runs from base 792 to 2018 and encodes 408 amino acids. Gene Ontology annotation, molecular function: prenyltransferase activity. The record is from RefSeq and is a predicted model, not a curated record. Gene Ontology annotation, cellular component: transferase complex; mitochondrion. Gene Ontology annotation, biological process: isoprenoid biosynthetic process; ubiquinone biosynthetic process.